Chrysoperla carnea is the source of this 672-nucleotide messenger RNA. RefSeq lists its product as uncharacterized. The record is from RefSeq and is a predicted model, not a curated record. NCBI's taxonomy places the organism in Eukaryota, Metazoa, Arthropoda, Insecta, Neuroptera, Chrysopidae. Bases 1 to 657 code for a protein of 218 amino acids. The transcript is spliced from 3 exons.
AUGGCUUCAUCUUCUUCACAAAAGUUACAACAAUCUGAACGAUGUGAACCAAUAUCAAAUGAAUGUUUAUCACCAUGGAUCGUUGAUAAUUCGAUGAUAACAUCGCGUUUAGCAUGUCGACCACCAAGAGCAAUUCGAUGGCAACAUAAAAGUUUACAUAAUUCAGCUAAUUUAUCAGGCAGUUUACCAGUUUUAAAUACAAAUUAUUCAAAUUCGAAUACAAGUAAACUUUUAAAAUGUGCUGUAACUCGAACAAUUGGUACUCAAACAAUGCCAUCGUCAUGUGAAUCCAUCGAUUUAAGUGAAAAAGAUGAAGAAAAUGAAAAAUUUCAUUCAAUAUCGUUAGUACAAUUUUCAAAUACAUCACGUUAUAAUCGACGAUCAUCUGAUAUUGGACCUUUAGCAACUGAUUGGCAUCAAUUAGGUAAAGAACUGCGGCAAAUUGCCGAUGAAUUAAAAAGUGCAGAAAAAAAUCGUUCAUCAUCGACUCAAUCUUUAUCAAAUUUAGGAUCAAGUCCUGAUUCUGGUGGCUUCGCAUGUACAUCGUCGAACAUUGGUUUACUCCAACACAAUAAAAGUAUUGAUCAUUUACGACCUCGAAGUAUUUCGGCUUGCAGUAGUUUUAAUGAUUUAUUAUGUUUAUCUCGAAAAAAAUAAAUUUCUAUUUCUAAA